Messenger RNA from Brassica rapa (field mustard), 11784 nucleotides. RefSeq lists its product as uncharacterized. NCBI's taxonomy places the organism in Eukaryota, Viridiplantae, Streptophyta, Magnoliopsida, Brassicales, Brassicaceae. The record is from RefSeq and is a predicted model, not a curated record.
AACUCUCUCUUUUGCCGUCAAAACACUUAGGCAGUAUAUAAUCUACUAGGUUAAAAACUCGUCAGGGCAUUUUGGUAAAUUGGCUUGACCUUGGGUUUUAAGUCUGCUGAAUCCAAAUGUCGCGUGUCUGAUGUCUCGACAUCGAUCGAUGGUACUUGUGUACAUCGAUCGAUAUUAAUCUUCAUCUGUCGAGGCAUCUCCUGGUAUCGACCGACAGCAUUGAUGCGCAUCAAUCGAUUGUUCUUCCUCUCGUCGACCUCUACGUUGUCAGCUCGGGUGAAAUGUCCUUUAAGCUCUAAAAUGCUCCAAAGUCAUAGCUUUACUCCGAAAUGCACCUGAACCUGAAAACAUACCUAGAAGAGUAGAAAACAUAGAUAUAUAUAGUAAAAUACUUAUAUACCAUUGAUGAAAGUGGGUCAAAUCCAAGGUAUAUCAGUCACUCAAAGACAUAACACCGUAUGAGGCGUUUCACGGCAAGAAACCUAAUAUAAGUCAUCUGCGUAUUUUCGGCUGCAUCGGUUAUGCAAAUGUAGAAACACCACACUUAAAUAAACUUGACGACAUGUCAAGUAUACUGGUUCAUCUAGGUACGAAGCCCUGGUCAAAAGCAUAGUGUAUGCUUGAUCCUAAGACUCGUAAGGUUAUAAUAAGUCGAGAUGUGAACUUUGAUGAAUCUAAAGACUGGAACUGGAGUCAAAAUCUCGAUGAACAUAACAGAGUGGGAAGCUUUACGAUCACGCUUGGUGAAUUUGGGAAUCACGGUAUACAAGUUCAUGAAGUUCGUGAUAAGAAGAACGAUGAGAAACGAUAACAUACAUUAAUAAAUACUGAAGAUGAUGAAGGAGAAGAUGCAACUAGAGAGAUCAUCGAAGAAGUAGAAGAAGAAGAGAUUACUUCGACCUUAAGAAUAUCACAGAGAGAAACAAAAAUGCCUUGAUGAUUAUAUAUUACUCUUCAAAGAAGAAGAAGAAGAAGAAGAGCAGCUACUUAUGUUAAUAAACUGCGAACCUCAAAGCUAUGAAGAAGCACAAGAGUUAAAAGAAUGGAAUACAGCUUGUGAAAAAGAGAUUGCAUCAAUAGUGAAGAAUGGAAUGUGGAAACUUGUGGAUCUCCCACACAGAGUCAAACCAUCGGCCUAAAGUGGGUGUUUAAACUGAAAAGAAAUUCAAAUGGUAGUAUCAACAAGUAUAAGGUGUGUCUCGUGGCAAAGGAUUAUGUGCAACAAUAUGGCAUAGAGUUUGAUGAAGUCUUUGCACCAGUAGCCAGGAUUGAAACAAUUCGACUUCUUAUCAGUCUAGCAGCUUCGAGAGGAUGAAAAAUUCAUCACCUUGAUGUUAAGACAGUGUUUCUUCAUGGAGAGUUAAAGAGAACGGUUUAUGUUACAUAACCUGAAGGCUUUAUUGUUGAGGGAUCUGAAGGGAAAGUUUACAGGUUAAAGAAAGCCUUAUAUGGUCUUAGACAGGCACCUAGAGCAUGAAACAACAAAUUAAAUCAGAUACUAAAGGAGCAGCCAUUCAGAAAUUGUUCAAAGGAGCAGUCGGUUUAUAGAAAGAUGGUAAAUGGAAAUCUACUUCUUCUUGCGGUAUAUUUUGAUGAUCUAUUCCUAACUGGCAUAAGUGUGAGUGUCCUUUAUGAGUUCAAGGAAGAUAUGUCAUAUAAAUUUGAGAUGAGUGUCAUUGGAAAGUUAUCGUAUUAUAUCGGAAUUGAGGUUUAAUAACAUGAGGGAGGAAUAACUUUAAAUCAAAGACGCUACGCCUUAAUAAUCUUGGAGGAAGCAGCGAUAAAGAACAAAAACUCAUGUCACAUACCAAUGGAUGCAGGACUUAAGCUGUCGAAGGCUGUUCAUGAGAAAGAGAUCGAUGCAACGAUUUAUAGAUGAAACGUCGGGUGUUUGCGGUACUUGCUCCAUACUCGACCAGAAUUAUCAUACAAUGUGGGUGUCUUAAGAAGGUACAUCCAGUCACCAUGAGAGUCACAUGGAGCAGCUAUGAAGAAAUGCUUAAGGUAUCUAUUGAGUACAACUACUUCUUACAGCAUAACGUUUCAUCGCAGCAACUCAAAACCAAUGAAGAUAAUAGGAUACAGUGACAGCAUUCAUAAUAUUGAUCCUGGUGAUGGUAGGAGCACCACUCCGGCAUAUAUUCUACAUCGGUGAUAGUCCUAUUACUUAGUGCUUACAAAAAUAGGAGACAGUGGCAUUAUCCUCAUGCGAAGCCGAGUUCAUGGCUGGGACAGAAGCAGCCCGACAAGCCAUAUGGCUACAAGAUUUGCUCAUCAAAGUUAUGAGAGAUACUGGUGAGAAAGCGGUUAUCGGGAUUGAUAACCAGUCGGCAAUUGCUUUGACAAGGAACCUUUGUGUUUUAUGGUAGAAAUAAACACAUUCACACUCGAUAUCCUUUCAUAAGGGAAUGCAUAGAAAAUGAGCAAAUAUAAGUAGAGCAUGUUCCUAGACAUGAACAGAAGGCGGAUAUCUUGACAGAGGCGCUUGGAAGAAAAAAAUUUAAGGAGAUGAGAGAUCUCAUUGGAGUUCAAGAUGUGUUGAUAAAAGACUUCAAGUUUAAGGGGGAGAAUGUUGGAUUAAGCUUGAAGGUUACUUGAGCUGCAAGUUUAUCAUAAUCUUACAGAGUUAUGGAAUUAUGAAUAUGUUUAGGAUUUAUCUAUAUAUAUUACCUAUUAGGAUUACGAGUUACAAAAUAUCUAUAUAAGUAGAUGCAAACAUGUUGCAUAACUUAAGAGUUUAGAGCUUGUUUUUAAGUGCUUAAGAUUUUGAGUUAUUUUCCUUAAGAGAUUAAUAAAGAGAUUUAUUCUUUAUUGUGAUUCAUAUUCAACCUUUGAAGUUCUAUAGAUCUCCCCCUCCCACAUCUAAACUGGUAUAUAAAGGGGUUAGAAAUCCUUUUUUAACAAAAAAGAUUCAUUAAUGUAGUGGCCAAAACCACCCACUAAAAUUUUCUGAUAAACACCCCUAGAAAAAGCCUGAAAAUCAGAAACCGCGGUGAACACAAUAGUUACUAAGCAAAGGAAAUGGAAAAGUGUAAAUGAAAAAUCGCCAAGGAAAUCGCACUCAGAGCCAUUUCUCCAUGAUUUGAAUAUUCAGUAUUUUUUUUUAUAUUUGCAAAAAAUAGUGGGAAAAGUAUUAAAAUGCUAAAUUAUUUUUCUUAUUUAAAAUUUAAAAUAAUAUAUUUUUUAAAAAUCCUGAUUGAAAUAAACCUAUAGUUUUGAGAGUCUAGACAUAUUUUUAAUGAAAUAUUGUGAUAUCAUUUAAAAUUAUAAGAAAACAACUAUAAUAGUUAUAAAUGAGCUAUAUUAUAUUGUUAUAACAAAAGUUGGAUAGAUAAGUAACAUAAGAAAAUACAGAUAAGCUUCACAUAACUUAUUCGUUUAUAUACGUUUUUUUCAUCAACUGGACAGACUCAAAUAUGACUGUGCAAUCAAAACCGAGAGCUAUGCUUCCAUAUGAACGACAACUGGAGAGACUGUCUGCCUUCUUGUUCUGCGUUCGUGGUAAUGAAUGAGCUCAGAUAACUUGCAAAAAUUGGUCAUUCCUCUUGUUCCGAAACCAUCUUCACCAAUUGAGAGCAAUCCAUUGCAAAAGUAACAUGAUAUUGCCGUAAAUUCGUUUAUAUACGUUAAAACAGAGAAACAACAAACAAAUUAAAACAAACUGCUAAAAAUAGUCAUCAUUAACUUUACUAUAUAUAUCACCAAGACUAACACAAUAUUACCACACAAUCAUCUUUUCAGGAUCAAAAUUAUACUACACUGUAAUACUCAUUUCAUAUUUGUUCUACUAAAAUACAUUAUGACGACUCAAACUUUAAAAAUAGCAUGCACUAUUUUUAUGAUUGUAGCUAUAUGUACAGUGAUGCUUUCAACACAAAAUUUUCCUUCAGCCAGAGUUGAAAAAUGUGUCAAACACUGCAUCCCGAACCAGUGUAUGAAAGUAGCCAAAAAAGCUGAUCUGACUAUUUAUGAAGAAGCUUGCAAAAGGUUUUGCAACAAACAAGUACCAAGUCAUGAAUAAUAUAUUGUUCCUAUGGGUGGUGGUUUCAUCUGCAACUAUUUCUGGAAUUGUGUUUCAUAAAUAUGUUCAAAUUUGUAAAUUACUAUUAUUUUCGUAUUCUUAUAUAUUCAAUAUAUUUUCAUAUAUAAAGUUGGGUUUUCUUCCCUUCUAGGCUGUUCACAUAGGCGGACACAUCACUAACUCGAGUCUUGAGAAGCCGACACGUGUCCGCGUCCAAAACAUGGUGUUUCAUUAACUUGGAGUUGGAGAUCGUGUAGGCUUUUGGUGUAACUCAUGAACAUGCGAGAAUAUUGUCGUGUGGGCUUUAGAUCAAUUUAAAAAUAACACUUUUAACAGUAUACUAUUUAUAUUUAGUAAACAAAUAACGUCGUGUUCUUUGUCUUAUGAAUACGUCAUAAAAAUAGCUCUUAUGAUAUUGUUGAUAUUCAAUCCGAUAAUUCCGGUAUGACAAAUUAAUAUAAAUCAACAGAACCGAGUAUGAUGAUUUUAAUUGGAUUUACAUGUGUCGAAAAUACAAUAAAAUAUUGUUUUUAAUUUCAAUGUGUAAAAUAGCCCGUAAAAACCAAAAAACUAGAUAACCAAUAGGUUUAUAGUAUAUUAGUGAUCGUACAUGUAAAAUGUAUAAUAUUAUAUAGUGAAUACAAAAUUGAAUUUACUAAUUUGAUAUACAUAUACUGAGCAUUUAACAUAUGAAUAAUGUUUUAGCAAUAAAAAAAACAUAGGAAUAAUUAUUUUUUUACCCACUUACAUCAAUUUAUUUUUAAGGUCAAUGAUUUCACGAUAAAUAGUGCUCCUAUGAUUAUUUUCUUUAUCCAUUUACAUCAAUUUAUUUUUUAAGGUCCAUGAUUUCACGAUAAAUAGUGCUCCUAACAUCUUCUUUUUUUCAUACAAUCGCGCAAACAUAUUAUUAUAUAUUACUCCUACUUAACUAUUUGAAUAAACGAACACUAUGAUAUUUGAAAAUUUUGAACGAUUCCCUGUACGGUAAACGGUUUUAUUUCAAAGUAUUAAUAAACCAAUGCAAAAAUAUAUUUUGCAAGAUAAUUACACGCAUCUGUAGCAUAUGCUCUUUAUUACAUACGAGCAUGGAUUCUAUAACAACUUUCAUGCAGUAUUAUCAUUUAAUUUAAAUGUAUUGUUAAUUCAUAACGCAAGUUUCCACUAUAUUAAUAACUUCUAAAUCAAUAGUAAAACCUAUCUAAUAAAUUCUAAACUUAUUUAAUAACGAUAAACAAUAUUCAAUUUAAAGAGUGGCAUGGAAAUUGAAUUAUGACUCUCAUUAGGAGAAAACUAUCAUAUAUUAAUUAAAACAUACAAAGACCAAGAUAUUCACAACAUAAGGUUGUUUUGGCUUAGAUAAUAUAAGCUUUUCUUUAACAUAUUCCUCUGGCAUGAUCAUUGGAUAAUUAUAUGCGGCCAUGAUUUAUCUUAUUAUAUUAGAUUCUUCUUCAUAGAAUAAUGAAAGUUAUUGUCAUUUUAAUUCAGUCCAAAUUUUUUUAAUUAAAUAUAACAACAUUAUAUCCGAAUUUUAUUUAUUUAUUUUUGUUUAUAAUAUCAUUUUCAAUCUACAAUUUUUUUUUAAAAAAAGCUUCAUAAAAUUAAUGUAAAUUCAUAUGGGGGCAGCGCUGGUAGCAUGAUGGAUCUGGGAUUUCACGGCCUUACUUCUGCUGCAGUUUUAGUUAUGUAAUCGCGAAGGUUGCGAAUGUCCGAUUUUUUUUGCCAGCUGAUUUCAGAGCCUGUCGGCGUUUGCUGCGAGUGAUCGCGGUUUGUUUUUCGGCUAACUCUUCAUGUUCGACCCAAUAGAGGUUUUCCUCUUCUUCCGUCAUAGGUUCAUCAAACGGAGAAUCUUCCUUAGCCGAUCGGCUUCUAGUUCUUCUUGGAUGUAUGUCAGCGUCCUCUUCUGUAUCGUUGGAGACGUCGCUGGGAUCCAAGUCGACAUGCUCGACUUCAUUGACCUCUGUGUCCUUUGCAGGAGAUAGACGGUUUUUAGAGUUCAGUUUCUCAGCAGGAGAUGUUUUCACUGGGAUUUUGACCCGAAGGACGUUCCUGUGAUGUUCCAGGCCUGUCGAGUAGAGUUGCGAAUUCGAGUUUUCUUCCGCGGAUUUUUGGAGAUCCGUGAGGGAGGACUGCACGGGUUCUUGUCGUUAAGGUUUCGACCUUUUUCAUCAAGGUAACCACGAGCUUGUCCUGUUCUUCUGACCUCUUUUCGUAGGCAGAGAACAUUUUUUUGAACUUCUCGAGCGUUGCGUUGGCCGCGGACACGGCUGCUACUGGAGUGUUUUGAUUGUCGUUGCUUCCUCCGUUGAGAGGAGUCUGCAUGUUAUUUGUGUUGUCGGUUGACAUGUUUGGUUGAGCGUGUUGUGGCAGAGAGUUAGAUUGAUCUGUACCCCCUCCUUCUAGCGCCAAACUAAGAGAACCGAAAUUCGUACUGUCGAUUUCCAUUUAAAUAAGGAAAGUUAGGAAAACCCUAAUUUCCCAGAGGUCUCAGAUAUCUGCUAAAGCACACGCCAAGCAAUCAGAACAAGAAAUAAAAACAAGAAAAAUAAGAAAUCGUAAAGAGAGCAAAAUAGAUCUUAUUCCGAAUCCGAGUUUGAGCGUUACAACAAAGUAAGAGCAUGGGCUAAGAGAGCUGUCGGCGAGAUUCGUAGUUCUAAAACCCUAAGACUGCAAGACCUAAUUGAGUCGCAGCUCGAAUAACAAAAACAAAAAAUUGUCAAAAAUUGCUUUAAGUGCUAAGUUUGCUCUGAAAAAGUUCUCUCUUUGUGCCUCUCUCCUAGGACUCCUUAUAUACUCCUCCAAGGUCGGUUUUAGCUUUUCCCUUCCUGCCCUUAAGCCGUCUUAAACGAAAAAUGGAGAUAUUCUGUUUUUCCGAUUGUCAUGUUUAUCCGCGGAAACUUAAAAUUUUUCUCCGCGAAAACCUAUAUUUUAUAAAAGGCCAUAGCAUCUACGGGCUCAUUCUUAAAUAAUUGUAAGUGGGCUUGUAGUCACGUUUUAGACCUCGUUUGGUCGUCUUUCGGCAUGAAACGUUAUUUACGAUUUUCUUUUCGAUAAAAAUAAGUUCUCGUGCUUUUAUCGUAAAGUUUCAACGGUUACUCUGAUUGGAAUAAUGUGAGGAAAGGUAUGACUGGGACACACGGGAGCUAGCAUUGAGAAACAUACGAGAAUGCACGGUCUUGGGACAUACCCGUUGAUCGAUGUCUGAGACAGUUCGGUCGCUACGUAGCGACCAUAUCCGCGAUAUCCGCGAUGGAUCGGUCGCUACGUAGCGACCAAAGGAAUGGCUUGGUCGGUCGCGUGGUCCGGUCGCUACGUAGCAACCGACUCGUACGUGGUCCGGUCGCUACGUAGCGACCAACUAGAUGGCUUGGUCGGUCGCUACGUAGCGACCAACUCGUGCGCGGUUCGGUCGCUACGUAGCGACCGACUCGUGCGCGGGCCGGUCACUCUGAGCGACCGACCGAGUGGCUUGGUCGGUCGCUACGUAGCGACCGACUCGUUCGCGAGUCGAUCGCUUCAUGGCGAUCUUGUUUGGAUCAUUUUCCGACGUUUCAUAAACGUGUUCUCGGUCUACGAGUGUUUAGUUUCAAUGAAUGAACCAGGAUUAGUGUAAUAUUUCGCCGCAAGAUUCUUCGUAAAAAUAAUCUUUCCGAAGAAUACUUUUCGUAAAAACGUUUACGUUGAUUUUUAUGGAUAUUUGGAUGUAACUUCGUCGUGUCCGUUUUUGGCCCCAACAAUGAUUUCACUAAGAAUUCAAACAAAAUAUAUGCAUUUUUUUUUCAAAGUUUGAAUAUUUUUUUGCAUUGUGUUAUAUAUAUUUUAUGCAUUAGUUAGACAUCUGAUUUUUUUUUUUGGCCAUUUCCCCACAAAAUAACAGUUGUAUUUAGAGUUUGAAUAUAAAAUCAAUUAUAAAUAAUUUAUUUUGAUAAUUGAAAUAACUGAUUUUCAACUUCAAGAUACAUGCUUGUAUCAUUUCUGCAACGUUUUGAUUUCCAAGGUAUGAUGAUGCAUGUGGAGAGAUUAUUUUAAAAAAUAAAUAUUGAUGCAAUUUUCACCAAAGUACAUUUAUUUUGUUGCCUAAUAAAUGAGUUAAAUAUGUCUGAGUUGAAGAAAUUUAAGAAUAAAUGGCAUAUCAUGAAGUCAUUUCGUGUGAGGGAGGAUAAAACAUAUAUAUGAAGGUCACAUGGUCAUCGCAAAGUCCAUAAAUAAGUUUUUAGGCCUUAGAAAAUAAUGCAUUGGCCAAAAAGUAUGCAUCAGGCCUAUGGAUGGUGCAGUUGGGAUGUUAUGAAUGACAUAAGAUAUAGUCUCGGGUGACGGCCUGUGCAACGAAGGCGGUUUGUGAGCGGAGGUGAGUGUAACAUCCCGAUAUUUAGAAAAAUAGUGAUGCAUGUAGAGAAAUUUUUAAUUUAUUUGACUGUCUAUAUUUCAAAAUGCAUUUAUCUUUUCGGUCACUCUUUUGUAGAAAAUUUCAUAUUUGUGUAUGCUUGAGUUUGAGCAAUCAUAGUAUGAGUAACUUUUCAUGAAGUAAUUUUUGGUAUGUGUGAGCGACUGCAAAAUAAGAAAAAUAUCAUGUAAGUAAUUUUUGGUACGUGUGAGCGACUGCAAAAUAAGAAAAAUAUCAUGUAGUGAUUAUCGAGGUUGUAAAUAGGUCUUUACUCUUCUAAAUUAACAGCAUGGUAGUCAGACAAGGGUGUUGUCCAUGGGUAGAGAGCAUCUUUGGGCCCACACUGUAUGUGGUAUCGUAACCAAAUCUAUAUAUGUAUGGAUUCAUGUGGGGCGACAUCAUCAUGGUGAAUGUUUUUUUUUGCUAUGUGAAUGAGGGUGAUUCUAAUGUCCCAAUUUUUAGAAUAAGGUGAUACAUUUCAAGAGACUUAAUUAAAGAUAGUUGAUUUGACAGUUUAUGUCAGUAAAGUCUUUAUCAUUUGAUCAUUUAUUUGAAGAGAACUUUAUAGUUACAUGUACUCCAGCUGCAGUAAUAUAAAGAUGGGUGACUCACUCAGUGCCGUGCCUAGCUAUUCGGGGGCUCAAGGCAAGAUUCGAAAAUAUUUCCUUAAUCAACUUUUAAAAAUUAACUAUAUAAAACUAUAUGUUUAAUGCUUAUUGAACUAUAAAACUGUACAUAAUAUUUGAAGGUACAAACAAAUAAUCCACUAAAUAUUUUAAGAUUUAAUAUUAUCCAUGAUCAUUUUUAAUUACCUAAUGAUAUAUUGAUAUGAUGAUCUGAUUAAAUGUGAAAGUAGAUUUUUCAAUAAAAUAUCAGAAAUAUGACCAAAUGAGUUUUUCAAAAAAAUUCAAUAGCAUGCAUGUAAUAGAUUAACGUAACCAGCAGAAAUACUUGUAAGAAACACACGCACUUGUAAUAAACACAAACAAAUCUGUAACAAAUUACACUAGGUUUGUAUCUAAGAAAAGAGAUUUAUAUACAAAAGUUUAACUAAUUAAACAAAAAUCAAAAAUUGGGGCCCUAACAUUUACUUUAUAAACUGGGGGCCUAAGGCGGUGGCCUUUUCCAUUACACGUUGUGCACGACACUCACUAGGAACAGAUUCGGUUGAUUCGUAAGAAUUUUAGAUAAAACAAAGCAUUAUGAAAAGGUUGUGGCAAACUAACUAAAUUUGCUGAUGCAAAAAUAAUACCAUGGGUUGCUUGGAAGUGAUUAAUGUAUCUAGACAAGGAAGGGAGAAAAAGAUUUGAGAUCUUGAGAUAUUUAAUGAUGUAUCCGGAUCCUAUAAAACCAAAACCCCUUAUAUAUUUUCAAAACUCUGGAAGGCUCGUUAUUUCAGUAAUGCCUAAGUCUUAGAAGCAAACACCAAAAUAGAACCAGUCUUGUGGUUGGUCAUCAAUCUUAGCAUGGUUAAAGCUCCUAAGGAAGGGACUUGGAAACUACAUGGAGGUAUUAUCAUACUGUGAAUGUCUUUGUAACCGUAUCAGGCAGUGGCGGAGCCAGAAAGUUUUUGUACUGGGGUCAAUUUUUUUUUUUUCAAAUACAUAAUUUAUAGUCACGGAAAAACUAUAAAUAUACUCCACGAUCAUUCAUAUCUUAAAACUUGUUUAUCAUAAUUAUUUACUAUAAUUUAAAAUAUUUUUGAUAAAACAAAUCAUAAAAAUUUUAGAAACUCAUUACUGAUGCGAUAUUGUAUUAAUACUAUUUUUUGACCAUUUUCAUUGGUUGAUAUUUUUUUGCCGAUUCAGAAACUGAUCCAUUAGUUAACUGAUAAAUUUACAUAAUCAUUGAAUCAUAAUCAUUUUUAGUUUGGUAAAAUAAAGUGGAAAGUGUAUAACAAAAAAAAUAGAAAACUUUAAAAAUUAUUCGGUCAAAAAAAAACUUAUCCAAAAAUUGCUUGGAGAACAUGAGAGUUUUUCUUUUUUGCGUUGUCCAGAAAAGAAGUACAAAUCCCUUUUUUCAAAUUCACUCAUUAAUUUUAAACUUUUUUUUAAUAUUAGUUAUUGGACCUAAUACAAUUUGGGUUUUAUUGAAAUAUGUAACUAACACUUAAUAUAAAAACGUGUUUAUUGAAAUUUAAGCUAAAAUUAAUAUAAAUCAAAUGUUUAACAAAUAAAAUAAACUUAUUAUUUUAUAUAAUUUUAAAUUAUCUUCAAUCUUUAAUGUUUUGUGAUUAUAUUUGUGAAAUUAUAUUUUUAGUGGGGUCAAAUUUUUAUUUUUAAUGGGAUCAAUACAAAUUUUGUUAAAUAAAAAAAAUUAUUUUUAAAAAAAGUAGUGGGGUCAGCUGACCCCACACCUCCUUCACUGCCUCCGUCCCUGGUAUCAGGCAACUUGGAGCACAUGCAGGGGCGAAACCACCUUAUACUCUAUGGGUGCAUGUGCACCCGUAAUAAUAUCUAUCUUUCAAAUUUAGUGAGAAAAAAUAAUAUAGAUUUGGUAGAUCUGAUGGUAAAACAUAGGUUCUGCACCCCCUUACAACCCAGGUUCAAUCUCUUCUUAUAUAUUCCUUUCUUUUGUAAUUAAUAGUGCACCCACUAUACAAAAGUCCUAGCUUCGCCCCUGAGCACACGUAGGUCUUGUCUAAACUUCCAACUGACCUACGAGAGUGAAGAACAACGUAAUAUUUUCUUUUGGUUGAGUGAAUAAUAUGGAAAUCAAAAAGCAACCAGACUUUUAAAUAACAAUAUGUCAAUUUGUAAGGUUGUCAAUGGAGAGGAAUUGUUAAAAGCAACUGUGAGGGUCAGAUAUGACACAUGUCAGAGAAAUCCCUUGGAAACAUUCUACCGAUGGACUCCUAAAGUGUAAUUUUCAUGCAGCAUACAUUACAAAAAAACAAACUAUUCUCAACGACCAUAUCCAUCAGAAAGUUUUUGGGAAUGGUCUUUCCCGACAGAUUUUGAUGAACAAUGUUUUUUAACGUUUACUGUAAAAAAAAAAAACGUUUACGGUCGUCGAACUUUUCAUUUGGGAUCUGUCGGGAAUUACCCGUCGCAACAUUUUUGUAGAUUUCUCGUCGAUAAUUCACUGAAAAAAAUUCCAUUAGAAAUUGUCGGAAAUAUUUGAAAAUCUACAAAAUCUAGUAAAUUUCAAAACAUUUUUAAUUUUAAAUUUUGUUUAAAAUAAUAAAAUUAAAAAAUACCAAAAAUGUAUAAAAUUUUCAAAAACCUUUUUAAUAAUAAAAAUAAAACUUUUUAAAAUAUACAAAUAGCAGAAAUUAUAUAUAAAUUCCUAAUCUAACAACCUUAUCUAACAAAUACAGUUUAACAUAUCCUAAACUAACAAAAUUUUGAAACAAAUAUUUGCCAAGUUUGUAAAAAAAAAA